AAAAACAUUUUAAUAUUUCCGUGGUGAUAGGCGAUGGGCCUGAUCAAUGAAGGAGGAGGUGAAGAGGCAAGAUAUUAAGAAACAUGUAAGAGCUGACGAACGACAGCCUAUAACUGAACCUACGUUCAAAAAAUAGUGCAAUAAAGAUCACUUGUUGCUUGUACAGGUAGAGAACUCGUCGAACUUGACUUUCAUUUCAAAACUUCGUGGACACUAUAAAUACAUACGGUAACCAAAAGAAAGCAUCAGUUUCAUCUCAUUACCCCGUCGUUCACAUCUGAAUAUACACAGACCACGAUGAACUCGCUGGUGGUGUUCUUAUCUGUAGUGGCGCUCGUCGCCGGCAAGCCCUCGGGAUUACUUCAUGGUGGAGCAGUAGCCUACUCGGCCCCAGCAGUGCUGGCCACCGCCGGCAUCGCGCCCGCCAUCGUCUCGCCCACAGUGUACUCCGCUCCGGCCAUAGCUGCUAUCGCGCCCGCCGCGGUCUCCAGCCAGUCUCGCAUCGACAUCAAGUCCACUCCCGCCAUCACUAGCACUGUGGUCUCUGCCCCCAUCGCCUACGGUGCCUACAGCGCGCCCGUGUACGCCAGUGGAGUAGCUCCUGCCUACCUGAAGACCGAGUUCGCUGCCCCAGCUUUGGCCUCAUACGCCGCCAUCCCCGCUGCCACCGCCAUCGCUGCUCCCACCGUGCCCCUGGACACCCCUGAAGUAGCCGCUGCCCGUGCUGCCCACUUCGAGGCUAAGGCCUUCGCCGAGCACUCCAUCCACAAGAGGUCUGCCCCCUUCAACCACUUGGCUUCCCCUCUCAUCACUUCGUACGCCGCCGCCCAAGUAGUGCCCGCCCUGCACGCCGCCCCUCUUGCGUACUCCGCACCCAUCGCCUACUCCACUCCUCUCAUCACCAAGACUUACGGAGGACUCGCCUGGUGAGCACCACUACAGUAACGGGAGCUAAGCUCUCGGUUCAGAUAAGAUGAACGACGAAUUAUUGAUGGCUGUAAAUAAAGAAAAGUGAAGAAAGCAAA
Trichoplusia ni (cabbage looper) is the source of this 1025-nucleotide messenger RNA. Its product is annotated as cuticle protein 16.5-like. The transcript has a single exon. NCBI's taxonomy places the organism in Eukaryota, Metazoa, Arthropoda, Insecta, Lepidoptera, Noctuidae. The record is from RefSeq and is a predicted model, not a curated record. Bases 298 to 930 code for a protein of 210 amino acids.